AUGAAUCUGAGGAGAACAAUGAAUGGUCGGACUCGUAAUGUGUCUCUUCAAAACCAAGUUAUCUUGUUAUUCUACACUAAUCAAAAAGGACGUGCACAUUCCUGUGAUAGUCAUUGCUCCCGGAUCGUUCAAUACGCUGUUUCUGAAAUUUGCUCAUGCGGCCACAUUCGUUCGAGGCGUCAAUUUCGGGCUUUUCCU
Mesorhabditis belari is the source of this 198-nucleotide messenger RNA. Lineage: Eukaryota; Metazoa; Nematoda; Chromadorea; Rhabditida; Rhabditidae. The record is from the annotation of a GenBank genome assembly.